AUGUCAUCAUCUGGUGUUGAUCGAACGUCAACUCAAAAUGGCACUGUGACUAAUGGUACCGGGAUCCAAGCUGAGCGUCCUCCGGAUGUGACCCAUUUUGGCAUGUUCAACGAUGAGAUUAAUCUUGAAAUCUCGAAACUUGACAAAGGGUGGUUGUUCAUGCACGAGGCCGUUGAGGGGUUGAAAAAAACUUUCCGCAAGCAUGGAAAGGUCGUGUCCACGGUCAAAAAUCGUUAUGGAGAAGAUAAUGUCUUGGAGCAAAAGAUUCAUGACCUUGAAGUUCUUCAGAGAGGAUUCACUAAUCUUCUCAUUAACAAUGAAAAAGAACACGAGUCUAAGAUCGAGGUGCUUAAGCAGGCCCAUGAUAGAGAGAUCUCAGAAUGGAGGGGAAAAGCGGCGGCGGGCGAGCAGAAGCAGAAGCAAUAUGAAGAGCUUGAGAAAGCCUUGAAGGAUCAGCUUGCCGAUGACCGGUCGAACAUGGAGAGACAUUUUACAGAAAAAGAGAAAGAAAUGAGGGAUGAAAUCAGGAAGCGUAUAGAGGCCAACAGAUCACUCAAAGGUGAACUCAAAUUGACCUCUGAUGAGCUUGAUGGAGAAAGAGCAAAAUGCCAACGCCUCGAAGAGCAAAAUAAACAAUUGCGGGCUCCGUACAAUGCGGAGGCGCCAGUCACAACGACCUUCUAUGAGGAACAUUACAAAGCUUUAUUUGAGAGCAUCGGGAACAUCGCAAAGGCCUACUUUGGCAGGCUUCCGGAAGAAGUCAUAGAGGAUCCUGCUUCUAUCUCGAAAGAGUUGACCGGAAAAAAGAAACUCGCCGUGUUCAAAGGGAUACCACUGUCGGAUUCUAGUGGCUCAUUGCACCUCCGACUUGCUGCCAUUCAGAACAUCAUCAACACCGUCAUCCAAACCUAUCUGUGGAGGCCAUUCUUCUCCGCCUGUCUAUCCUCGCCGGGCAAAGACCAAGACCUUCUUCCCACUAUGUAUGAUCACCUACGAGACCGGGGAGAUCCGGAAAGGCGCAACUGGAAGAUCUCCACCAUGAGAGUUCUGGAUCGUCUCGACGACGAGGUCCAGACGAAAAAGACUGUUGGCUCCUUGAUCUACCACAACAUAAUUGAUCCUCUGGAACCUUUGUUGGCGGAUGACCAGGUUGAGGACCUUCGAAGAGAUCUGUUCGAGGUGUUCGUCGAGGCCAUCGACCUCUGGAAGACGUCGGAGAGAGACGAAUUCCCUAUACAAGUCAGCAUGGCCCCCGAUGAUCGCCAGCAUUGGAACGAAGAUCUGAAGGACUAUGAGAAGAGAGACAUCCCGGAUUCUCUCGCGGACUCUGCCAUCGAGCCCUACUUGCGCCAAGAACUGGCCGUGAGGCCUCUGGUGACCCGACCCAACCCGGGCAAGACAGAACACGACAUGAUUUGUUCCGGCGCGGCGCUCUUCUCGGAAACUGGCAUCUUCCAUGACGGAGCCGUAGAAUGGAAGUUCAUCAACGGUGGUUCAAAAGCCAGGGCAUCUACGUUCUCUUCUUCUACACCUGUGUCGCCCGCCAUCCCCACACACAAACGUCAAGGAAGUGUAUCUAGCAACGUGCCUUUGGUAAGGUCACCCAUCAGAGCGUGGAGUGGGUCGACAGGAGGGUCCGGGUUGGGACUAGGAACAGAAGGUCGGGGCUGGAAGUAA
This is a messenger RNA of Exophiala spinifera, 1677 nucleotides long. RefSeq lists its product as uncharacterized. NCBI's taxonomy places the organism in Eukaryota, Fungi, Ascomycota, Eurotiomycetes, Chaetothyriales, Herpotrichiellaceae. The record is from RefSeq and is a predicted model, not a curated record. The transcript is spliced from 3 exons. Bases 1 to 1677 code for a protein of 558 amino acids.